AGUUUGAAUCCUCUGGGUGAUGUAAAGUAGAAAUUCAGCAAAUCUGGACGCGCAAACAGCAAGAAACACUCAGAGAGUCCCUCAAGUUCACGAUUUACGCCUCCAGUCACAAUGAGCUCCAGCGCAGCCUCAAACGGCAACGAACUCAUCCAGCUGCAGGAGCUGCUGAGCAUAGAGGCCAAUAACACGUGCUUUGACUGCGGCUCCAUCGGUCCCACCUGGGCGUCGCUCUCCCAUGGCAGUUUCAUCUGUCUCACGUGCUCAGGCAUUCACAGAGGUUUUGGCCUGCAGACGAGCUUCGUCAAGAGCGUGACGAUGGACACCUGGUCAGCCAGGCAGCUCUUGUACAUGAAAAACGGAGGAAACGCCAACCUCAAGUCAUUUUUUGACGAAUACAAGAUCACAGAGCUGCCGAUAUCGGCCAGAUACAAGACUGAAGGUGCAGCCUACUACAGGAAACGUCUCAGGGCAAUCGUAGACGAGGCACCCCUGCCUCCUCCGCUGGACCCAAGCAUCGCUCUCCAGCUCGAGUCUCAACACUCGGAGUACGUGCAGGGAACGCCCGCACCUGAAGCGCCAAAGCCAGCCCCUAAAAAGUCUGGAUUUACCAAUCGACACCCCGAACCUCAGGGUGACGUUUUCAACACAAUUGGAACUGCCUUUGGCUCAUUUGUCCAAACUGCCUACGCCAACGCUGAAAAGGCAGUCUCUGACAUUCAAACUAGUGCCGUCAUGGACCAGGCAAAGGGCAUGUUUGAAAUGAGCAAGUCGUGGAUCGAGGUCAAGGGGAAAAAGUUUGCCGAGAAUAUCCAAGACCCAGAGUGGUGGGAAGAGAACCACUGCAAGGCCAGAAUCGGAGCCCAAAAAAUGGCCUUUCAACUCACCAGCGUCGCAUCGAAUGCGCAGGACUGGUUUAACCGUAAAUUCACGGGGGUGUCUGGCCAGGAGGAGCAGUUUGUGUAUAGGCAGCCGGAGACUCAGGUGCAAAGCACCGAGACUCCUCCUCCUACAAUGAGCGCGCCGGUUGGCGGUUCAGCGUCUAUAUGGUCGGAGCCAAAGGAUACGGACGACUCGGAUCCUAUCAUGGACCAUUUCAAAAAGGUUGCGCCCUAAGGGAUCCGCUCUGGAGUGGGCGAGAGU
This is a messenger RNA of Theileria equi strain WA, 1140 nucleotides long. Its product is annotated as ADP-ribosylation factor GTPase-activating, putative. The record is from RefSeq and is a predicted model, not a curated record. Gene Ontology annotation, biological process: COPI coating of Golgi vesicle. The transcript has 4 exons. NCBI's taxonomy places the organism in Eukaryota, Apicomplexa, Aconoidasida, Piroplasmida, Theileriidae. Bases 112 to 1113 code for a protein of 333 amino acids. Gene Ontology annotation, molecular function: GTPase activator activity.